This is a messenger RNA of Seriola dumerili (greater amberjack), 5232 nucleotides long. RefSeq names its product lysine methyltransferase 5B (gene kmt5b). The transcript is spliced from 10 exons. The coding region runs from base 213 to 2810 and encodes 865 amino acids. Gene Ontology annotation, cellular component: nucleus. Gene Ontology annotation, molecular function: protein binding; histone H4K20 methyltransferase activity. NCBI's taxonomy places the organism in Eukaryota, Metazoa, Chordata, Actinopteri, Carangiformes, Carangidae. The record is from RefSeq and is a predicted model, not a curated record.
UUUUAAUGUUAAUUUCUAAAAAAAUGUGUUUCCUGUGAUAUUUUCGUGUAGGGUGUCGUGCCAAAUUUGGAUUAGUUUGAAGGAGUGGUGUUUUGUUUCGCGACUGUUUUACAAAAUCACCCAGUUUUAAACUUCAGACCCCAGUCUUCCCCACUCAAGAGCGUUUCUUCAACUCGGAGACUAAAUGCAACUGGACCAGGGGGCUUGUGGGCAUGAAGUGGCUGGGCGAAUCCAAGAACAUGGUAUUAAAUGGCAGACGACACAGAAACAAGUUGACCGGCGAGCAACCUGUGAGCCAGAGCCAGACUCGCUCUCAACAUUCACAGCGGGCAUCCCUGCACCACAACAAAACCCACCCCAGAAACCGAAGAUGUAGCCGCAGGUUUAAUGCAGCCAAUCUGGAGGCAGAGAGGCGCUAUGUGCCCUCCUCAGGAAUGACUGCAAAAGAGUUGUGUGAGAAUGAUGAUCUGACCACAAGCCUCAUCCUGGAUCCAUAUCUGGGAUUUCAAACUCACAAAAUGAACACCAGAUUUCGACCAAUUAAGGGAAGACAAGAGGAGCUGAAAGAGAUCAUUGAGCGCUUCAAGAAACAUGACAAUUUGGAGAAAGCUUUCAGAGCUUUGACAUCAGGAGAUUGGUCCCGAAAUCUUUUUCUCCACAAGACGAAAGCUCAAGAAAAGCUCUUCAAGCAACAUGUAUUUGUGUAUCUGCGGAUGUUUGCCACGGACAGCGGGUUUGAGAUUCUCCCUUGUAAUCGCUAUUCAUCAGAGCAAAAUGGAGCUAAAAUUGUGGCAACAAAGGAAUGGAAAAGAAAUGACAAGAUCGAGUACCUGGUGGGAUGCAUUGCUGAGCUUUCAGAGAGUGAGGAGAACUUGCUGCUCCGGCACGGGGAGAACGACUUCAGUGUCAUGUAUUCAACCCGCAAGAACUGUGCACAGCUCUGGUUGGGGCCAGCUGCCUUCAUCAAUCAUGAUUGUCGACCAAACUGCAAGUUUGUAUCGACAGGACGGGACACAGCCUGUGUGAAGGUUUUGAGAGACAUUGAACCAGGAGAGGAAAUCUCGUGUUACUAUGGCGAUGGGUUUUUUGGGGAAAACAAUGAAUUUUGUGAAUGCUAUACAUGUGAACGACGGGGUACUGGUGCUUUCAAAUCCAAAGCUGGACUGCCAGUGGAAGUGCCGGUGAUCAACAGCAAGUACGGGUUGCGGGAGACGGACAAGCGUCUGAACAGACUGAAGAAGCUGGGGGAAGGAAACAGGAGUUCAGACAGUCACUCUGUUGGCUCCCACACCGAUAUAGACUCUCAGGAAAUGCCAAAAACACAUCAAUCUGCCAGAAAAAGAACAUCCUCAUCAUCUGGCCUGAAGUAUAAAAACAGGACUCAAACCAGACAGACUUUGUCAAGAGCCCUUACUACCUCAUGUUCAAAACAAGGUCGUGUAAACAAUAACAGGGUACCAAAGAGACUAAAAUCCCAAUCCAAGCCUUCACUAAGUAAAGUCCAGUUGCGGUGUCGCAGGAGGGGUGCAGAGCCCAAGGCGUUGGCCAAAGGAGAGACUUGCCAGCUGGGUCUCAGGGACUCAAAGGUGUCGCUGUGUAAAGGUGUCACCGUCAAAAAGGAGAUGAAUGGACAGGAGCUGGUGCAGCAGACACUAGGCCAGCGGGGCUGCCUCACCCGUCAUGCUGCCAAGGAAAAUGGCAAUCUACCAGUUGUGCAAAACAGUGAGGGUCGUCAGUGUUCCACGUACAGAACUCGCAGGUCCACAAGGACCCUUGGGAAAGCCCAGGAAACGGCAGCUGGCGUUAAGCUGGAGCCUAGUGCUAUGGACGGAUUGAGCCCAGUCCCUGGUGGAGUGGUCAUUAAAACAGAGCCAGCUGACAUGGAGGAGUAUCUCUGCCAAGGAGUGGGACUGGAGCAGCCGGCAUUAGACACUGGCUAUGCUAGAAGAGGCUCCUGCACCAGGCGGAAACGGCCGACACGGCUCAGGACCGAGCGGACAAUUAAAUGUGAGGACUCAUAUGGUGAGCCGUUCAUGCCGGUGGCUGCUGGCCACACCGCUAACUUCUCAGACUGUGGCAGCGUGCUGUUGAGCUUCGCUGACCGACACAGGGACUACAACGGGGUUGCCAAUGGCAGCAAAUCCAUCCGCAGGGACAAGAGUAAGAGUGGCUGCCGAUCGCAGGAUAAGGGGAAAAAGAAACGUCAGAUCACACGAUAUGAUGCCCAGCUGAUCCUGGAGAACAACACAGGCAUCCCCAAACUGACGCUCCGCCGGCGGAGGGACAGCAGUAGUAGCAAGACCAAUGACCCCAACGAUCCCAUUGGCUCCUCCAACCUUUCUGCCUCUUCGGUCAACUCGGCCUCUUCCAGCAAAAUCAGCAUCAAGUUCAGCAAGGACCACGAUAAGGACAAAGGCAGCUCAUAUAUAGCUAAACUGAAUAAUGGCUUUGCCCCUGUGGUCCACAACUCUACCAAGCUGAAGAUCCAGCUGAAAAGAGAGGACGAUGCACGGAGAAUACCCCAGACAAAAGCAGAACAGAUGUCCUAUAAUGGGGACAUGGGUCAGAGUCUGGAGGCCAGGAAUGGUGGACAUCGGACCCAAAAGGUCCUGCCGGACCCUUCAUCUGAAGAGGACAAUGAUGAGGAAGGGGAGGACGACGAUGAUGACUACUUCGACAAUGAGUUCGAAGACGAUUUCAUUCCACUUCCUCCAGCAAAGCGGCUCCGACUCAUUGUGGGUAAAGACUCCAUAGACAUCGAUAUCUCCUCCAGGAGGAGAGAGGAUCAGUCUCUGAGGCUCAAUGCAUAAGCUGUGGAGCUCAUCACUUCCACCUUUCCCUGUAUAUAAAGAUGACUCGCUAAUCAACUGUCGUGUUGAUGUAAAAGAAGUACAGUAAUUUAAAAACAAAAAAAAAUUGCUGAAAAAUUAAAAAUCUGAAUGAACGUUACUAGAGGGUGCUGUUAAACCUAAAACAAAUCUCUGUUAUUCACUUCAGUUGUAUUCAUCAAUAAAUGUAAUUUUAGUUCUUAUUAAGACAAAUUACAUUGAUCAAGCAAAAGGUCACUCAUCCAGUUCACAUCCUCUGGCAUUUUAACUGCGUCAUCUUAAUGUUUCUGAAUCAUUUUGCCUGGUCUUAAGUGAAAAACGAGAAUUUGUUUUAAGUUCAACUCUUCCUUUUAGUGAAUGCACUUGUUAUAUUCAUAAUGGACAUGGAUAUUGUAGAAAGUGUACAGUAUGGUGACUAUCCCCUCUGUCUCAUAGGCAGGUUUUUAUUGAACUUUGAUUUUUGUCUCAUAGUUUGUAAUUUUUGUGUGGCAAACCAUGCUGAACAUGCAGUAUGGUGUGGUUAGUCCAGAGGCAUUAUAAGAUCAGUCAGUCAGUUCAUUUGGAUCCAGGUGCCAUGUUCUCAUUAUCCCAGUAGUUUUCCUGGUCGAGGAACCACUUGAAUUUCAGUAAUUCAUUAAUUAUCAGCGCAAGUUAAUCAUGUGUCUCUCUGUAGAAUUCAAUCAUAUCAUGUAAAACAUUUGUGUGAUGCUCCUGUGAAUAAUGACAGAGUUGUUCUAGCAGAAAUUACACUUUUUUAUAUUAUGCACCAAAACCAAGUUAAUGUGUUGCAGGCCACUGACAAAAUUGCACAUUAAAGAGGAAAAACAGGAUGAAUUGUGAACAGUAACAAUAUGCAUGUGGAACUAGAGUGUGUAUUCAGUUUGACUGCAGUUGUCACACAUUCAUAACAUGAAAGAACGCUCAGUUGUAAUGUCUUUGCACAAUUAUUUUCCAGUAUCGACUCCCAGCAGUUCGUUCAAGAGCGCUGUAAAUAAAGUCAUGAAGCUGCAGAAUUCCAAGAAAUGAAAGCACACAAGGUUUUAUAAUGGACCAGUGUCUGUCUUUGUUUUUGGGGGGCUACUGUAUAAUGACAACAUGGCACACAUGGUAGUUUCAACCCUUUUAAGCAAUUGAGAACAUAAACCAAAUCCACAUAUAAAGGCUACCUAUAUGCUUUUUAAAUCUCUCAAAGUAAUGUACAGAAAGACUGGCUUAUGUCCCCCCCAGCUGAAAUAUGAAAUUUAUUUCCUCUCCAGUUAAGACUCACUUCUAUUUACCUGAAUCUGAUUUUUGAAAGCAAGUUAACUAGAGCUACAACGAUUGGUCGAUUGACAGAAAAAAUUUGAUAAUCUUUCCAAAUAAUUUUUUUUUUUUAAAGAAAGUAUGUCAAAAUUCUCUGGUUUGAACUUCUCACGUAAAUAAUUUCUGUUUCUUCUGUGGCAGUAAACUCGGUAUGUUUUUGUUUAUGACUGUUUACCUGACAAAACGGCAUUUGAAGAUGCCACCUUGGGUUUUGGGAAAUUGUGGUUGGCAUUUUACAUAAUUUUCUGACAUUACACUGACCAAAUGACUAAUUGGUUAAUCAAUAAGAAAAAGUAAUUGCUAGUUGCAGCGCUAAAGUUAGCAGAUGUCCAUCAACACUAGAGUUUUGAGGAAGAAAAUCACAUCGUCUGAAAUGUUCUUACUAGCAUAGAAUCAUGUAUUCUUUUCUCUGUGGUGCUACUUUUUAUUUCCAUACUCUCUGUUUGAAUUUCUGUCCUGUGUAACUCUGUAUUGGUAGUUGGUGGCAGCAUUAACUUUAAAAGGCCCAAAUUCUGUAGAGAUACAUCUUUUACACCAGUAAUACACAUUUUUAUCAGUUUUAUCUGUAGCCUGUUUAAAUGCAUCUUUUUUUUCUUCACAGGAGCGCGUAUACUUUCAGUUGUUUAGUUUGCAAAAUAGGGAAAAAGAAAAAUAACUCUAUCCAACAGCAUUAGGUGCCUUAACAAAGAGCUUUUUUGACACAUUUAGACCAAAUUUGUAACGCAACUAAUCAAUGAGGAAUGAAAAUGCUAAGCCAUCUGCUUCCCCCCUGAAAUACUCACACAAUUCAACACAAGUCCACCGUCAGUCCUUCUGUAUAUUAUUUUAUGUUUGUUGUGUGGAAGUUAAUGAACUGCCCAACAGACAAAGGGAUCAACAGAGAUUGAAUGUUAACCCACUUUUCCUGUGUUAAUAUGUACUGUUCAUAUCACCAGCAGCUACUCACCGUUCUGAACCUGGCUCAGUCUGUCCUUCCCCUUUGUCGGACGUCUCCAUCCUACACUGUAAACUGUUCCAGGUGUACCGUCUGUGUGGUCUUUGUCCAAUAGACAGCUGUCAAGAUUUCCAAUUGAUUCAAAAAGUUAAAAAGAAAAAAAAAAAA